AGUUCUCAUGUUAAAAUUGUUAUAGGUUAUGACACGAUAUAUAUCAAAUCCAGAUAAUUUAAAAUUGAUGAUGAACAUGCUGAAGGAAAAGUCUCGCAAUAUACAGUUUGAGGCUUUUCAUGUUUUCAAGGUAUUUGUGGCGAAUCCCAACAAACCAAAACCUAUUCUAGACAUAUUGCUCCGCAAUCAGGAGAAGCUGAUAGAGUUCCUGACGCGCUUCCACACGGAUCGUUCUGAAGACGAGCAGUUCAACGAUGAGAAGGCGUAUCUGAUUAAGCAGAUCAAAGAACUUAAGUCUGUACAUGAUAAUUAAGUCAAGGAAAUACAAUUAUUGCUACCGCUACGACUAACUACCAUCAUUGAGUGUUUUCCAGCAAUGUUUACACAGUGACACUGUGUAACACAGGGUGCGCUUUCAUGCUUUUCAAUUGUGACACAAACGUACAACUAAGAUACUGUGUUCGACUGUGUCAAUUUAUAUCACUUCAUUUAAAUAUCAAAUUUUUGUAUUUCAUUACUAUUUAGUUUCCUAGGAGUAAUAUUUCAAUAAGAGGUGUUGUACUAAGUUUAAGAUUAUAUUCGGACGUAGGUGAUAUGAAACUUUUUUCUUUAUUUCAUUCUGGUGGUGAAAUAAAAAAGCUAAGCAAUGGCUGCGUUCAGCAGAGAAAAUUAAUCAGUUUUAGCGCUGAAUGAUUUUUUAAUAUGAUUGGUUCUUGUUUUAGUUUUUCGCUGAAUCUAAGUGUAGAAAUCAAUCAUAUUAAAGAAUCACUAAGCACUGAUUAGUUUCCUCUGUUGAACGAAACCAAUGUUUCAGUUAUAACUCGACACUCUGUAUUACUAUGUCAUACAGUGUAUAAUUGUGUUUCAUUGCUAGAAAGCACUCAUUACUAGAAUCUACUGCUGCUGUUGCUAAUUACGGUUUUAUCACCAUUAUAUAAUUAUAAUUCUUCAUCA
This is a messenger RNA of Trachymyrmex cornetzi, 954 nucleotides long. Its product is annotated as protein Mo25-like. The transcript is spliced from 2 exons. Gene Ontology annotation, biological process: intracellular signal transduction. Bases 29 to 313 code for a protein of 94 amino acids. The record is from RefSeq and is a predicted model, not a curated record. Gene Ontology annotation, molecular function: protein serine/threonine kinase activator activity. NCBI's taxonomy places the organism in Eukaryota, Metazoa, Arthropoda, Insecta, Hymenoptera, Formicidae.